AUGCUAGCCCGGGACUUCAAGCGCGUCAUUCUCGUCGUAGGACCCUUUCUGCUUCUCGUCUACGUUGGGAUACGGCGCCUUGAAUUCAAAGACUCGGCAUCAGAGCUCAACUCCUGGUUUCAUCACAUUUUUGCGCCCAACUGGAAACAGGCCGAUGAGCUGAAGCCGCACUCCGGCUCCCGGCCGGCGCCGUCAGGUUCCACACCUGUCCCCGAGUCAACUCAAACACUACCUGUCGUCGCGGUUCCCCCUCCGAUCGCGACGGAGCCAACACAUCAUGAAGUCUUCUCAAAAACCACCUUGGACAAGAAGUUCUUCGUCAUCCGCUUCGGCGACGAUGAUACAAUCAACCCUAAUAUCAUUCCACACCCCACCCUCGACAAUACCUUCAUCAUCAUCGCACAGAAGCGGAAAAAAGAAGAAGACAAAUCAUCCGAGCACUUUGAGCUUGUUUGCAACGCGGUGUUCACGUCAGAAGGUCUUUCAUGUCUGGAUACCCCAACGACUCUUCCGAUCCCUGCUACCAAGACUGGCGAUGGAAAAUGUCCGCCGAAGCUAGCAUACAUCGCUAUGAACAUCGGGCCUCACGACGCUCGCGUCUUCCACGGCCCCAAAGCACCAUUUAUCGUCUACGGCUCCAACUCUCUGUACGCCUGCUUCGGACAGUUCAUGCAAGACUUCCGCAAGCUGGGAAACUGGGGCUUUCAACCGUCGCUCGACGAAGGCUUCGGCACCGGCACAGAGCUGCAGCGGCCGCCGCCAUGGGGAACCAUGGAAAAGAAUUGGUUCCCGUUCUGGGACCUGGACGGAGAGAUCUACGUCCACCACGACGUGUCGCCGAAACGUGUGUUCUCGAAACCGAGCUUGGACGGUUCCGUUGGUCCAGACCUGGCGCCCAUGGCGGCCGGAGAUGAAGCCUGUUUGGCGAAGUACCUGCCGAAGCUGCCACCGGAUCUAGAGUCCAUCCACCAAGCAACCAACUCCUUGAGCAUUACGUUCUGCAAGAGAAUGGAUGUGAACUGCAAGCCGAGUCCCGAAAACACAUUCAUCUUCACGAUAUUCCAACACAAGACGUUUUAUCGAUUUCACAGCGAGUACGAACCAUACGUCAUGGUAUUUAGACAGAGAGCGCCGUUCGAAGUAUUCGCCAUCUCGAAAAGGCCGAUAUGGAUUCAUGGACGCAAAAGAAAAGAGAAUGGUGCCUCCGAUAUGUUCUACGUCACGUCAAUGAGUUGGAAGACGAAGGGGCAAAGAUAUCAUGGGUAUAUGGAUGAUGUCCUCUUUGUUUCAUUUGGCAUUGAGGAUCAGAAGACGGGAGCCAUUGAUGUCACGGCGGAAGAUCUUUUGACUGGUCUCGUGACAUGUCUCGAGACCUAA
Messenger RNA from Colletotrichum karsti, 1377 nucleotides. RefSeq lists its product as uncharacterized. The coding region runs from base 1 to 1377 and encodes 458 amino acids. The record is from RefSeq and is a predicted model, not a curated record. Lineage: Eukaryota; Fungi; Ascomycota; Sordariomycetes; Glomerellales; Glomerellaceae. The transcript has a single exon.